Xyrauchen texanus (razorback sucker) is the source of this 1561-nucleotide messenger RNA. RefSeq names its product peptidoglycan-recognition protein SC2-like. NCBI's taxonomy places the organism in Eukaryota, Metazoa, Chordata, Actinopteri, Cypriniformes, Catostomidae. Gene Ontology annotation, molecular function: N-acetylmuramoyl-L-alanine amidase activity; zinc ion binding. Gene Ontology annotation, biological process: peptidoglycan catabolic process. The transcript has 4 exons. Bases 4 to 573 code for a protein of 189 amino acids. The record is from RefSeq and is a predicted model, not a curated record.
GACAUGGAUUCUAGCCGGUUAGUCGCUGGUAUGAGCGGACACACACCUGGAGAAUCCGCGGGCACGAGCGCAGUGGAUAUCGUGUCUCGGAGUGUUUGGAAUGCUGUGGCUCCUCGGGUGAGGACAGAAAUGCCGGAUCCAGCACGGAGAGUGAUCGUGCACCACACGGCGCUCUGGUGCUGCAGUCAGCCGCGGGAGAGUCUCACUCAGCUCGCACACAUCCAGCACAUGCACAUGCGAGAGCGGGACUUCGAUGAUAUCGGUUACAACUUUCUGAUCUCUGGAGAUGGGACAGUGUAUGAAGGGCGAGGAUGGGGAGUUGUAGGAGCUCAUGCAAAAGAACACAACUUAGAUUCAGUUGGCAUCGCCUUUAUGGGCAACUUCAGUGAUGAACAGCCCAGUUGUGCAUCACUGUCUGCUCUGCUGAGAUUGCUGCAUGUCGGAGUGCUUCACGGUCAUUUGCUGCUCAAUUAUGUGAUUUUGGGACACAGAGAUGUGGCAAACACUGAAUGUCCAGGGGAACAUUUAUACUCUGCACUACCAAAACUAAAAGACCAACUCAGAAAUCACUGACUUUUAUUUCUUUAUUUGUUUUUCAUGUAUUUCUGUUGCACUGGACUCUGUAUAUAUGUAGCGCUGUAUGUGAAAGUGAAUGCUUUGGAUCUUUUUUGUGUGUUUAUUUCUCUAAUAGCUUUUAUGCUUUAACAUUUAAAUCAAUUACAAUUUUUAAGCAUUGUGACCCUUGUUAAACUGCCUGGCCUAUUAAGGGAACGCUCGUGGAUUAAUGGAAUUUCGACCAUAAUUUAGAACCAAGAGUUAAAAGCUUGAAUAAGAAUUCUGCUCUGUUUACAUCGGAUGCAAGCGGCACGACUCAUCGAAAGGAAAUAUCUCCCAUAAUAAUCAAUGAUGCAGAGCUACUCCAGCCACUUUAUUAUCCCAUCCGUCUGAAAUAAAAUUAUUUUACUUUCCAUAUAUCUUAACUGAGAAUGUUUUAUUUAGAGUGCUGCUUCUAUUUUACAUGACAUAUGAAUAUUGCUACCUGUAAACACUAUGUGCAAAUCAAAUGUCUUGUUAUAAAAUCGUAGAUUCCAAGAUUUCUGCAUGUGAGCUCAGAGUCAAUGAAUUUAUGUUCACUAUUACCCUAUUCAGUCUUAUCUGGAGGCCUAAUUUAUCUUUCUUAAUUUGUUAUUUUGAACAAUAUUUUAUUUAUUAAAAUAAUUUUUGAUUACUCUAUUUGAACUAUUAUUUACUUUAUUAGCUGUAAGCUCCUUUGCACUACAUUAUUAUGCUUUAGUAGGCCAAAUAGAAAUCAAUUGUUUGUCAUACAAAUAAAGCAAAUUCAACUGAUAAUGUAAUUGUCUACAAAUACAACAUAAAAGUAUUAAAAACACCCUGAAGAUGGUUUUUGGACAUGCACCUCAGUAAUUCCAUGAUUUGAAAUGUAUUGGCCAUACCACAUGAUAGUUCUUGUUUAAUUUACACAAGCCUAUACACCAAAGUGUCGUGGAUUUAUCAUCUGAUAGCAUCACUUUUAUGAACUUUUUUCCGCUAUGGCAGACAC